Molecule: messenger RNA, 4770 nt
Organism: Cygnus olor (mute swan)
Lineage: Eukaryota; Metazoa; Chordata; Aves; Anseriformes; Anatidae
Gene: RNF123
Product: ring finger protein 123
Exons: 39
Coding region: 499-4425 (1308 amino acids)
Cellular component (GO): cytoplasm
Molecular function (GO): protein binding; ubiquitin-protein transferase activity
Source: RefSeq, a predicted model, not a curated record
GGGUGCUCGGGGCUCGGGGCUCGCUGUGGUCGGGGCACGCGCCCAGCUUCGGGGCAGCUUCCCGCUGCGGGGGGCGCGCCUGGGGCUCGCUCCUGCUCGCGGGCAGCGCCAGCGGGGCUCAGGGGGCAGCUGGCGUGGGGAUGCUGCCAGGCGGCGGGUGCCGCGGCGGGUCGAGCGCCUGCGGUGAGCGCAGGGCAGGGCAGCGGCCUUGGGCGCCCGGCUGCCUCCUCCUCGCCGCCGCCAUCCCCUCGCCCUGGCCGGAGAGGGAGGUACCGGGCGCAGCUGCGGGACGGAGCUGCGUUUGCUGGCCCUUCCUGCCUGUCCUGCGUCGCCUCGGUUCAAAACUGGCCUCCCCGUGCUGCUCGUUCUGCCCUUCCUCUGGGAGCCGCUCGCCGUCGCCAAGAGCGGGCGGUUUCGUGCCUGGCCACGCUCGGAGCCAGGUUUGGGUCUGGGCGUCUGCCUGUCUUACGUCCGCUCUGGCACCGGUGCCUGUGAAGAAUGACGUCGCGAGGUGCUGGGCCUCCUCUCUCAAGGAAGAACUACAGGCUGAGCACUGAGCCGGAGAAGUCCAAGGUCGCAGGGAUAGUGAACAGCAGGCUGCUGAAUGACUAUCUGCAUCGCGUCUUUACCAGUGCUGAUGGGAACCAGCCUGCAGCUGCGUACAGAAAGCACCUGACGUUCCAGAACCUACAGGAACACCUUGACCGGUUGCUAGCAGAGGAGAAUGGCUCUGAAGACAGUCGAGAUCAGGGAGCAGAGGGCCGGCUUGGUCCCUCUACUGUAGUGUUGGACCACACGAGCGGUUUUGAGGGGCUCCUGCUGGUUGAUGAUGACUUACUUGGGGUGAUUGGCCACAGUAACUUUGGCUCCAUCAGGGCCACGACGUGUGUGUAUAAAGGGAAAUGGAUUUACGAGGUGCUCAUCUCUUCCCAGGGACUCAUGCAGAUUGGCUGGUGUACUCUCAACUGCAGAUUUAAUCAGGAGGAAGGAGUUGGAGAUACACCAGAUUCAUAUGCAUAUGAUGGCAACAGGGUGCGCAAAUGGAACGUGACCACUACCAACUAUGGCAAGUCUUGGGCGGCAGGAGACAUCGUCAGCUGUCUGAUAGACCUUGAUGAGGGCACCAUUGCUUUCUGCUUGAAUGGCAUAUCUCUGGGAACUGCUUUUGAUAACAUCACAAGAGGUGCUGGAAUGGCAUACUUCCCUGCUAUCAGUCUCUCAUUCAAAGAGUCUGUUGCUUUUAACUUUGGGAGCCGUCCACUUCGGUAUCCAGUGGAAGGCUACCACCCCUUGCAAGACCCUCCUGUCUCAGACCUCGUGAAGGCUCGCAGGCUUUUAGGCUACCUGAAGAACGUGAUCCAUAUCGGGAUCGAUGUGACGGAGGGGAAGCUGGUGGAGAAGGACACAUCCAUGUGGCAAUUGCAGGGAGAACCCACAGUGUUGAUCACAUUAGCCCACAUCUUCAAUUAUUUCUCCCCUCUCAUGUGCAAGGUGUACCUGGUGGAAGAUGUGCUCAUGACCUUCCUGUUGAGCAUCCUGGAGCGAGGAGGGGCAGUGGAGGCCCAUCCCCUUAUUCAGCAGCUGCUGGAUCUCAUGUGGCUUCUCAUGGAGGAGUAUGAAGUGCAUGAGUGCCUCAAGCAGCUACUGAUGUCACUGCUGCGGGCUUACAGGUUUUCUCCCAUCAUCCCAGACCUGGGUUUGCAAAUUCACUACCUCCGUCUCACCAUUGCAGUCUUGAAGCAUGAGAAAUCCAGAAAAUAUCUACUCAGCAAUGUUCUCUUUGAUGUGCUCCGUUCGGUUGUGUUCUUCUACAUCAAGAGCCCGCUUCGCGUGGAGGAGGCUGGUUUGCAAGAGCUCAUUCCCACCACGUGGUGGCCAAACCGCUUCACCAAGGAGGGCAAGGAGAGUAAGGAGGUGAAGGAGGAGAGUGCUGAGGAAAGGCUGAGGCGGCGGGCAUAUGAAAGAGGCUGCCAGCGGCUCAAGAAACGCAUCGAAGUGGUGGAAGGUCUCCAGGUUCAGAUUCUGAAGUUGCUGCUGAACAACAAAGACAGAGGAGGGGGGGAAGCCUCCAGAUACAUCUUCCUAAACAAAUUCCGCAAGUUUCUUCAGGAGAAUGCUAGCAACAGAGGGAACUUGACUGUGCUGUGCCCGCCGGAGUACAUGGUGUGCUUCCUGCACCGGCUUAUUGCUGCCCUGCGUUUCUUCUGGGAUGGCCACAAGGCAAAGACCCCUGCUGCACUGAGCAGUGAUGAGGCGUAUGUCCCUCCCCAGCUUUUCUAUAAUGGGAAGGUGGAUUAUUUUGACCUUCAGCGACUUGGAGGUCUCCUGUCUCAUCUCAAGAAGACUCUGAAAGAUGACCUGGCUGCAAAAGCCAAUGUCUUGAUUGACCCUGCAGAACUGCAGUCAGUGACUAUGGAUGAUCUUGAUGAAGAUGAGGAAUCGGCAACAUCAGCAGCACAGUCUCAGCGUCCCUCUGCCGCCUUGGCCAUCGGUGGAGCUCUUGCCAGACCUGGCUGGCUCAGCUCGCCCACCCUGGGCCGCGCCAACCGUUUCCUCAGCACCGCGGCUGUCAGCCUGAUGAACCCGCGGCGGCCGCUGGGCACCCUUGAGAAGGUCAAAGUGCGCACGCUGAGUGUGGAGCAGCGUACAGAGGAGGACAUUGAAGGCAGCCAUGGAAAUGAGGGUCUCUUACUGGGGAGACCCCCAGAGGAGCCAGACCAGCCCAUCACAGAGAACUCCCUCCUGGAAAUCCUGGAUGGAAUAGUGAUGAUGUACAACCUCAGCGUCCACCAGCAGCUCGGGAAGAUGGUUGGUGUGUCAGAUGAUGUGAAUGAGUAUGCCAUGGCACUGAAAGACACAGAGGAAAAAAUCAGCUGCUGCCCAAAGAGGAGGAGAGACAUCCAUGAGGAGCUGCUGAAGAGCCAAAAGGUCUUCUCUGAGAAACUCAAUCACCUAAGUCGUCGCCUUGCUUGGAUAAAUGUCACCAUCUAUUCAAAGGAGAAGAUGCAGGAUAUCUAUUGGCUGCUGCGAGUGUGCAUCCGCACCAUCGAGCAUGGCGACAGGACAGGCUCGCUUUUUGCUUUCAUGCCAGAGUUCUACCUCAGCGUGGCUAUGAACAGCUACAGUGCACUCAAGAACUACUUCAGCCCUGUCAAUAGCAUGGAGGAGCUCCCAGGCUAUGAAGAGACUCUGAUGCGCCUCGCUGCCAUCCUGGCCAAGCACUUUGCUGACUCAAGGAUUGUGGGCACAGACAUCCGGGACUCCCUGAUGCAGGCGCUGGCCAGCUAUGUCUGCUACCCCCACUCGCUGCGUGCUGUAGAGAGGAUCCCGGAAGAGCAGCGGAUCUCCAUGAUGAAGAACCUCCUGGCUCCCUACGAGCAGCGGCCCUGGGCGCAGACCAACUGGAUUCUCGUCAGGCUGUGGCGGGGCUGUGGCUUCGGGUACAGAUACACACGGCUCCCACACUUGCUGAAAACCAAGCCUGAGGAUGCCAGCCUCCCCAGCCUGCAGAAGCCGUGCCCCUCCACCUUGCUGCAGAGGCACAUGGCAGACCUGCUCCGCAGCGACCGUGACUUGGCCCCCAGCUUCCUCAACAGCGUCCUCAACCAGCUGAACUGGGCCUUCUCUGAGUUCAUCGGCAUGAUUCAGGAGAUCCAGCAGGCAGCGGAGCGCUUGGAAAGAAACUUUGUGGACAGCCGCCAGCUGAAGGUGUGUGCCACGUGCUUCGACCUGUCGGUGAGCUUGCUCAGGGUGCUGGAAAUGACCGUCACGCUGGCCCCCGAGAUCUUUCUGGACUGGAAUCGCCCAUCAUCAGAGCUGCUGCUUCGGAGGCUUGCCCAGCUCUUGAACCAGGUUCUGAAUCGUGUGACAGCUGAAAGGAACUUGUUUGACAGAGUGGUCAACCUCCGUUUGCCAGGGUUGGAGAGUGUGGACCAUUACCCAAUUCUUGUGGCUGUGACGGGAAUACUGGUCCGACUGCUUGUGGACACCGAUGUUCAGGGGGCUGAGCGUGCAACAGCAGUGAUGCUGGCAGACCCCUGCUUCCAGCUGCGCUCCAUCCAGUACCUGCUGGGCCACACCGAGCCCUCAGCCCUGGCGGCUGCUGCCCCGGCCACCGAGAAGCGCCAUUUCUCCCUGAACACAUACACAGAGUACAUCAGUGCUGAGGAGCUGGCAAAGGUGGACAAGAUGCUGAGCCACCUGAGUGAGGAGUCCAAGCAGGCCGCUGCCACCACGCUGCCCACCAGCGAGGAGGACCUCUGCCCCAUCUGCUACGCACACCCCAUCUCAGCCAUCUUCAGGCCCUGCUCCCACAAGUCGUGCAAAGCCUGCAUCAACCAGCACCUGAUGAACAACAAGGACUGCUUCUUCUGCAAGGCCACCAUCACAGGUGUGGACGACUUCACCAAGCCUGCCAGCUCGUAGCACCCAGCCCCGCACCUCGGGCUCCCCCAGCUGAGCACUGCACACUGGCUUCUCCCCCGGGAGCCCCCCUCCCGGGGACAGGCCAGGACCCAGCGCACGGCCGGGUUCUGCAGGGAGAGGCUGGCUCGGGGCUGGGGGGGGCAGACGGCAGGCUCUGGGGCCAGCAUCCGCCCUUCUCCUGCCCUGCAGGUCAUUCUCAGGGAGGGGAGCCCGAGGCCUUGCCGCCACAGCAGCCCCGCAUGCAGUGAGCGGUGUCUGGGCCCUGGGCCCUGUGUGUUUGGGCUCUGUUACUUUGCCCCUGGCUGGGGGCUGACUUGAAAUGCAGCAUUAAAUUAUUCUUCCUUA